Messenger RNA from Drosophila sechellia, 3165 nucleotides. RefSeq names its product cytosolic 10-formyltetrahydrofolate dehydrogenase. Lineage: Eukaryota; Metazoa; Arthropoda; Insecta; Diptera; Drosophilidae. Gene Ontology annotation, cellular component: plasma membrane; cytoplasm. Gene Ontology annotation, biological process: biosynthetic process; 10-formyltetrahydrofolate catabolic process; one-carbon metabolic process. The transcript is spliced from 4 exons. The record is from RefSeq and is a predicted model, not a curated record. Gene Ontology annotation, molecular function: formyltetrahydrofolate dehydrogenase activity; oxidoreductase activity, acting on the aldehyde or oxo group of donors, NAD or NADP as acceptor. Bases 165 to 2963 code for a protein of 932 amino acids.
CUACUUAAGUCCCACUUGAAAACAUCCAUCAAGUGUUGUUGUUCCGUGAUUAGAGAGCGGGUGCGAGUUAAUCAACGAAACCGUUGGGUCCUGGUCCUACAUUUAAAAGUCCAAAUAAAGCAGCUAGCGAGUAACGAAGCAAUACUUUUACUCAUUGAAGUAUAAUGGCAUCCGGCGGCUUAACAUGUGUAAAAUACUUGACAUUCUUUUGCAAUCUUCUUUUUGCGCUAAAAAUGAGAAUCGCAAUUAUAGGACAGAGCAAUUUUGCUGCUGAUGUUCUGGAGCUUCUGUUGGAUCGCCCAAAUAUCCAAAUUGUAGGAGUCUUCACUAUUCCAGAUAGAGGCAGUCGAGAGGACAUUUUGGCCACUACUGCUAUCAUCCACAAUAUACCUGUUUUCAAGUUCGCAUGCUGGCGUCGCAAGGGCGUGGCACUACCUGAGGUCUUGGAACAAUACAAGUCCGUGGGGGCUACCCUGAAUGUGUUGCCCUUCUGUUCUCAAUUCAUUCCCAUGGAGGUGAUUGACGGGGCGCUAUUGGGCAGCAUUUGUUACCACCCGUCUAUUCUCCCACGUCACCGCGGAGCUAGUGCUAUAUCGUGGACACUGAUCGAAGGGGACGAGGUGGCCGGCUUCAGCAUCUUUUGGGCAGAUGACGGUCUUGACACAGGACCCCUGCUGCUAACCCGACAAACAAACCUGGAACCCACGGACACGCUGGACACUAUAUACAAGCGCUUUUUGUACCCCGAAGGUGUAAAGGCGAUGGGUGUCGCCGUGGACAUGGUCGCUAGUGGUGUGGCACCCAAGAUAAUCCAGACGGAAGUGGGGGCAACCUACGACCCGGCUAUGUUUAAAACAGAAAAUCAGGUUAUCAAUCUUCAGGCUACAGCAGAAAAAAUUUGGAACUUUGUUCGUGGUCUGGACUCAGUUCCUGGAGCCAUAGCAACGGUUCUACAUGAGAAUGGCACAGAGGAGCAAAUUCGACUAUUUGGUGCUCAUUUGUACUCUGCUGGCCCCGUGUCAAAAGGAAAAUUUCUACGUCUAAGGGGCCUAACAAAGACCGCCUGGAUACACAGCGGUGGUCUUCUUAUAGAGGGAACCGACGGUGCCUUUGUCAACAUUCGCCGCAUUAAGCGUGGCACAAAGGUAAUAAAUGCCAGCGAGUGGUUUAAGCAAGCUGAGGACCAGUCUAUUACUGACUUCAGCGAGGACGAAUUGGUGAAGCGAUCGUUGGUGGCCGGAAUUUGGAAGGCAAUACUUAAGGAAGAUGUCGACUCAUCGACUGAUUUCUUUGCAUCCGGAGCUGGUUCAAUGGACGUGGUACGCUUAGUCGAGGAAGUUAAAGAAACCUUUGACGUGCCGCUGCAGAACGAGCAAGUUUUCAUGGCGCCUGUGUUUGAGGAAUUUUUUAGCCUGCUGGUUAGGUUCCUUCGACAGGGAAGUGCCUAUUCCGAUGACCAGCAGCUCAACUUUCAGGCAUUCACGCUGAAAGCCAACAAAAGAGAGAUUCGAGUGCCCACACAACUUUUUAUAAACGGAGAGUUUGUUGACGCCGAUUCUCAACGCACUUUGGAAAUUGUUAACCCCACUAAUGAGGAAGUGCUUUGUAGAGUGGCAUGCGCCUCGGCCACCGACGUGGACAAGGCAGUGCAAGCAGCCCAUUCUGCCUUUUAUGGAUCUUGGAGGCAGAUAACACCCAGACAACGAGGCCAGUUGAUGCUCAAUUUGGCUGAUCUGAUGGAACGCAAUAAGGAGGAGCUGGCCACAAUUGAGUCAGUUGAUUCGGGAGCGGUUUACACUCUAGCCCUUAAAACCCACGUUGGAAUGUCCAUCGAAGCGUGGCGCUACUUUGCCGGAUGGUGCGACAAGAUCCAGGGCAACACAAUCCCUGUUAACCCUGCGAGACCCAACAACGUACUGACCUUCACCCGUAAGGAGCCAAUUGGUGUGUGCGGUUUAAUAACGCCUUGGAACUACCCUCUGAUGAUGCUUUCAUGGAAAAUGGCCGCCUGCAUUGCCGCCGGGAAUACCUGUCUCAUUAAGCCUGCUCAGACCUGCCCCCUGACCGCUCUAAAGUUUGCAGAGCUAACUGUCCGAGCCGGAUUCCCCCCCGGCGUGAUCAAUGUCCUGCCUGGAAAAGGUUCAGAUGCGGGCCAGGCAGUUGCAGAUCAUGAGCUGGUCCGCAAACUGGGGUUUACCGGGUCCACACCCAUUGGCAAGCACAUUAUGAAGUCAUGCGCAGACUCCAACCUUAAAAAGUGCUCCCUGGAGCUGGGCGGUAAGAGCCCGCUUAUUAUCUUUGCAGAUUGUGAUAUGGACAAAGCCGUCAGACACGGCAUGUCCUCGGUAUUUUUUAAUAAAGGAGAAAACUGCAUCGCCGCGGGACGGCUUUUCGUGGAGGAUCGGAUACACGAUGAAUUUAUCCGACGCGUUCUUAAGGAUCUGCGCACCAUGACCAUCGGGGACCCGCUUGACCGCUCGACGGCCCACGGGCCUCAGAACCACAAGGCGCACUUUGACAAACUUCUGGAGUUUUGUAGACGUGGGGUAGACGAGGGCGCGAAGCUGGUGUACGGGGGAUGUCGAGUCCCACACCUUAAGGGAUAUUUCUUUACUCCCACAGUGUUCACGAACGUUACGGACGAUAUGUUCAUUGCCCAAGAGGAGUCCUUUGGACCGAUUAUGAUAAUAUCCAAGUUCAACGGCAGCGAUGUAGAUUCCUUGAUGCAGCGGGCUAAUCGCACGGAGUAUGGCUUGGCCAGUGGCGUUUUCACAAAGGAUAUUGGCAAAGCGCUUAACUUUGCUGAUCGCAUUGAGGCCGGCACUGUGUUCGUCAAUUUAUACAAUAAGACUGAUGUGGCAGCUCCAUUUGGUGGCUUUAAGCAGAGCGGUUAUGGCAAGGACUUGGGGCAGGAGGCGCUCAACGAGUACCUUAAGACCAAGUGUGUCACAGUUGAAUAUUAGAAGGCGGCAGUCACGGGAGCACUAUGAGUGUAAUGGUUGAAGCUCCAACUGCUAUUGUAAGUCCAAAAUGAGUGGAUCACCGUUAAAAGACCGACCUUUUCAAAAUGAAAUCGUUUUAAGUUUGUCGUACUGUAUUAAAUCUUUGUUUCACCACCUGGAACAACAUAUGUUUUUAAACAGCUGAAAAAAUUCUAAAACUUGA